Messenger RNA from Cutaneotrichosporon cavernicola, 660 nucleotides. RefSeq lists its product as uncharacterized. The record is from RefSeq and is a predicted model, not a curated record. Lineage: Eukaryota; Fungi; Basidiomycota; Tremellomycetes; Trichosporonales; Trichosporonaceae. The coding region runs from base 1 to 660 and encodes 219 amino acids. The transcript has 2 exons.
AUGGCCGAACUCCGUCCCGAUCUUACCCCUCAUUCCCGUCCUCGCACAACGUCGUCCAAGUCGCAUCGCACAUCCCUUCGGACCCUUCACCGCGAGCGUCCGGUCCCGACCAUCCGCAUUGAGCACGACCGCUCUCACUCAGCACCUAUGGCUAGGCUCAGGUCCACUUCUACAAACCUCCCGACGCGCCCUCGUCGCCUCACCGAACCUGCGGGGCCCACGCCACACCCGUUCAGCGCGGCCGCAUGCACCCAGCGCGCAGAUGUAGCUCGCUCGCUGGGCGAAUUCCAGCGCCAGAACAGCCCCACACGGACAGUCUCCGCCCCUGGAUACCUGCGCACAAAGGACUCGGCACGUGACAACGGACCCAUCCCCGUAGUUCUGACGGCGGCGUCCUCACCUACCGUCAAGGCCACCCCGGAUAGCGUCCCUCCCAUGUGGUCACCUCCUCCCAUUGGAUCUGCUGAGCGCGCCAUUAUCUGUCCCUUUGAACCUCAGUGGAUCCUCUCGCCACUCUCCCCUACGUUUCCUACCCUUCCAGGCCCCGGGCGCAGAGAGAAUCACGUCAACAAGCAGAGUCGUGCGGAACGCUCCAAGUCGGCGACGUACGGUAUCCCCCCAGUCACCCUGAAGAAGGGAUGGUUCCGCCGCCGUCUCUAA